Molecule: messenger RNA, 4695 nt
Organism: Salarias fasciatus (jewelled blenny)
Lineage: Eukaryota; Metazoa; Chordata; Actinopteri; Blenniiformes; Blenniidae
Gene: tbc1d32
Product: TBC1 domain family, member 32
Biological process (GO): non-motile cilium assembly
Source: RefSeq, a predicted model, not a curated record
GACGGCUGCUGCUACCCGGAUGAAACCUUAUUCCUGGACAAAAUCGAGCAGCCGACAUGUCUCAGCUGUCGGCUGAGGACGAGGCGGAGCUGCAGGCUCUGCUGAAGCAGCUGCUGAGGAGCAUCUACGACCGAAUCUCCAGCGCUCCGUCAGCGGAGUGCGCCGAGGAGAUCCUGCUCCACCUGGAGGAGACCGACAAGAACUUCCACAACUACGACUUUGUGAAGUUCCUCCGUCAGUACGUGGAGAGCUCUCUGGGCUCUGUGGUGGAGGAGGAGACCAGGAGCUUCACCCGAGGGGACGUACAGCACGCCAUCGGCUCGGGCCAUGACGCCCUGAUCCACGCCGUGACCCGAGGGACCAGGGACUCGGCCGAGUACCAGCAGAUGAUGCAGACCCUGAAGAACACCAUGAUGGUGGUCGUGGAGUCGCUAAUCAACAAGUUUGAGGAGGACCAGCUGAGGAAGGAGAAGCAGCACAGUCAGUCCAACGCCGACAACUGCUCCGACAGCGACUCGUCCUUCAACCAGAGUUACGCCUUCAUCAGACAAGAGCAGCUGCAGGUUCUGGUGGAGAAACUCGAUAUCAGCAAACCCAAACAGGUGCGCUGGGAGGCUCUCCAGGCCCUGUGCUGUGCGCCUCCGUCCGACGUGCUGAGCUGUGAGAGCUGGAGCGGCCUGCGCAGGAACCUGUGUGCCGCACUGAGCGAGGCCGACCCCGACCUGAGCGAUCUGGUGCUGCAGUUCUUUUCCAGAAGUUUCUCUUCCUCUCCGCUUAAUGUGACUCGAGAAAUCUACACCAGCCUGGGUCAGAGUGUGGAGUCGUCCUUCUCCUCUCAGAAGCUCUUGUUUCCCGGAGCUUCUUCUGUUCUGGACGUCAACUCAGCCCCGAUCAGCCGUCUUCUCAAACAGAUCCGACUGAUGAACGACUUCCAGAAGGAGGUGACGACUUUCUGGAUCCGCCAUCCGGAGAAAUACAUGGAGGAAGUCAUCGAGGCCACGUUCUCCAUGCUGACGCUCCACCAGGAUCACGGCGCCGCCGGACCGGAGAAGCCUCUGGAGCCCAUUCACCUGCUGGCUUUGCUGGACGUCAGAGCGACCUGGUUUAAGAAGUGGAUGCACGGCUACUACAGCAGAACCGUGGUGCUCAGACUCCUGGAGAAACGCUACAAGUCUCUGGUGGUGGCGGCUCUGCAGCAGUGUGUCCGCUACAGCGAGGCCUGUGAGCGAUUCCCAGAGGAGAGCGCCGCCCUGCUGGCCGCCGAGCAGCAGAGCCACGCCCAGCGGAGCGUCUACUCGGGAAGAGAGCUGGAGUACGCCUGCUUCGUCCACUCCCUGUGCAUCCUGGGAAAAAUCCUCCUCUACGCCAACGGCAGGAAGCUGUUUCCCGUCAAGCUCAGGAAACACAAAGAUCCGCUGGGCCUGACGGACCUCGUCGUCAUCCUGAUAAACAUCAUGUAUCGAUACCCGAAGACCCUGCCCGGCCACGCCUCGCACUCCGACUGCCUGUCUCCCAGCUCUCUGGUCAUGGAGCUGCUGUGCUCGCUGUGUGAGCGGGACGAGUGUGCCGCCGAGUGUCUCCACCAGGACUCCGUCAUCCAGACGCUGCUGGAGCCCCUGAUGGGGCUGCUGCAGGGCCGGCAGGUCCAGCUCCGGUCUCCUGCAGCCACCCUGACGCUCAUCGCCGAUGUUCUGGCUCGAAUCGCAAACACAGACGGAGGAUUAUCGCUCUUCUUGUACCAGAAGAACCUGGAGUUGGCUCACAGUGAGAGGACGUCGGCGGCCCACGUGGUGGUCCAGCUCUGCGUGAGGCUGCUGGAUGAAGACCCGGCCCCCGCCUGCGGACCGGACCUCCGGCGCUCGGCGCCGUGCGGGGCGCUGGUCUUCGUCUGCCGGCAGAUCUACAACACGUGCGAGGGCCUGAGGGCGGUGCUGCCGUACGCCCUCCACAGAGCGCUGGCCGCCGCCUGGAAGCAGACUAUUUCUCUGUCGGAACGAGUUCCGACCCCGGUGCCUGGAGCCAGCGCCGGAACGUCCACCCAGGAGACGCACAGCAUGCUCGCCUGGGAGGAGACGCUGCUGGACAGCCUGCUGAACUUCGCCGCGACGCCGAAAGGCCUCCUGCUGCUGCAGCAGACCGGAGCCAUCAACGAGUGCGUCUCCUACAUGUUCUCUCGCUUCACCAGGAAGCUGCAGGUGAGCCGCUGCGAGAAGUUUGGAUACGGAGUGAUGGUGACUCAGAUCGCGGCGACGGCACCGGGGGUCCGGGCUCUGCGCGCCUCAGGGUUGGUCCGUGCGCUGGUGGUGGAGCUGUGGUCGGCGCUGGAGUGCGGUGGAGACGACGUCAGAGUGGUCCGUCCCAAACCCACCCCCAUGGAACCCAUCGACCGGACCUGCCUCAAGUCCUUCCUGUCCCUGGUCAACGUCCUGUCGUCCUCCCGGUCCCUGUGGGAGCUGCUGGGCCGCCAGCCUCUGGCCAAUAAGAGCGAGUAUCCUCUGAGAGAAGUCCCCACCUCCGUCCCGGAUCUGAUUGACAGGCUGAUGGCGGUGAAUUCAGAUGUGAAGAUUCAUUCCCUCUUCCACUACGAGCAGUCUCACACGUUCGGCCUGAGGCUGCUCAGCGUGAUCUGCUGCAGCCUGGACUCCUUCCUGCUGCUGGAGAGCCAGUACGGCGUCUCCUCCAUGCUGCUGCAGAGCCAGAGGGACAACAUGGCCGACCCGGAAGACGGCCAGGGGGCGGUGAUCAUCGCAGCCUGUCGGUGGAGAGGAACCAGGUCUGGUCCGGGUGGCGUGGUGGGCGGCCCGUCGGAGAGGAGGCUCCCUGCUCGAGCCCUGCAGGAGGGAGAGCAUCCUUACCCGUGGCCCAUUACCUCCUACCCUCCUCCUGACUGCUACACGCUGGACCGUCCAGAGCUCCGCCACAGCUCACAGGACUCUGAGAUCGGCGCCUUCCUGACUUCACCCAGAGACCGGAGAGCGGCGGAGAGCUGGAUGGACGUCUGCAGGAAACACUUCUGCAAAGCCCUGACCUCCAAACCCGACACGCUGACCGGAGCAGCGCUGGCUGACCUUCUGGAGGAAGCCGUGGCUCAUCUGUCCGGCUCCGCCACCGAGUGUUUCUUCUCCGCCGCUCGGUACAAAGCGGAGGCCAAGAGUGUGAAGAACGCCACAUUAUCCCCCGUCGAGCAGCUGGGAAUCCACACCUGCCUCAGGUACGGCAGGAACCUGAAGCUGCUGGAGGAAGACGCCGCUCAGCAGCUGGCGGAGCUGAUGAAGCACGUCAAGACGUUCCUGUCCUCACAGAGAGCGAGGACCUCGACGCAGCUCGUCACUCUGCAGGACGGCUAUCCGGGUCACGACUGGCUGCUGUCCACCGUCUUCCUCCUCAUGGCUGGAGACAUGGAGCGCUCUCUGAGCGUUCUGCUGAACCUCUCCGCCCUGCUCGCCUCCGCCUUCGUCUGGCCUGCCAGGAUCCACGCCUCUGUCCAUCUCCCCAGAGAAGUGGCCGAAUCGGGCGUCCCGCCAGUCUACUGGUGCACCGCUCACUACGUGGAGCUGCUGCUGAAAGCCGAGGUCCCUCUGGUCCACUCCGCCUUCAGGAUGUCUGGAUUCACCCCGUCACAGAUGUGCCUCCACUGGCUGACUCAGUGCUUCUGGAACUACCUGGACUGGACGGAGAUCUGCCGCUACCUGUGCACCUGUGUGGUGAUGGGACCCGACUACCAGGUCUACAUGUGCGUGGCGGUGCUGAGGCACCUGCAGCCGGACAUCCUGCAGCACACCCAGUCCCAGGAGCUGCAGGUCUUCCUCAAGGAGGAGCCCAUCCAGGCCUUCAGACUGGGGGACCACAUGGACUUCAUGGUGGGACUGGAGCGCAGCUACAGGAGCGUGGUCCUGACCGACAUGAAGACCAUCCUGGACCCGGUGCAGUGAGAGGACCAGGACUCCCAGAAUCCUCCACGUCCCUCCGGGUUUGACUUCAGAGUCCCAGAGCGAGUCUGUCAGCUUAACCAGAACCAUGAGAGAGUUUAGAAAACACAGAUCCCACCGGACGAAGAUCCUCCUGUGAAAAAUCCAAAAUCUCAAAUUAUUAAUUACAAUUAUUUAUUUGUCUUCAUUAAUAAUAAUAACAAUAAUAAUAAUGUUUUUAUUACUUUAAUUUUCAAGAAAUCCUGCUAAAUAUUUAAAAACUCAACAAUUUUCUACUGAAAAAAAUAAGAGAUGGUGAAAUUUACAACAGUUGUAGACUUUUUGUUAAGACUUCCCAGAUAUUAAAAAAGCAGCGUCUAAAAGUGUUUUUCUCGCAGGACGAACGGCUGCGGUUUGUGUUUCUGCUCUAUAAUCUAAUCAGUGGAAUCAAACAGAAACAUUACGGAGGCUGAAUGUGGUUUAAUGAGUUCUGGACCAAGGAAAACUUUUCUGUUCUCCUAUUGUAAGAUAACUUUUCUACGCGAUGUUCCUGUAAGUUGUUGUAAAUACUGUAAAGCAGCUGUUCAAACUUUUUAAACAUCCAAUAUUUAUUUCUUCACUGUGACUUCAGUGGAUUUUUCAGCCUUUUGUUUGGUUGUUUUUCUUUCUACCUUGUAGAGAAGAAAUUAGCAGUUUGUGUUUUGUAUCAGUAGAUAAAUGAGGAGUCCGUUUAAAGAGAUUAUCUGUGUGAAUUAAGCUCUGAAAACGUGGCGCCGCAUCAAUAAAC